AACUAAUCGAACUCACGGUACCAGCAAAAUCCAAUUGGAUAUUAUCAUUAAACUACACUCUGAUAAUUAUUUAUUGAUAAGACUUAGUUCCUAUCUUCAAAAAUCUGACAAGAUCUAAUAGCAACAAACGUUUCCAAUACAAUUUACAUAAAGAAUCUUCAAUUUACAUUCUUUGGGUUGGCAGUGCUCCAACCUUGAUCAUUAUAUACUUCCAAAAACAUGUCAGGUGAAAUGAGGGUGCUGCAAAGGGUCAAACCUGGAACUGUUCUGAUUAAGGAGGAGCCUUUUGUCUACAUCCUCAGCUCCAAGGUUCAUUCACAAUAUUGUGACAAUUGUUUUAAAAAGGGAAAACUGUUGAAGUGCUCCAAUUGCCAAUAUGUGUAUUAUUGUGGAAGAGAUUGCCAGAGGGAGGCCUGGUCUGUGCACAAACCAGAGUGUUCAAACAUUAAGAGAACAUUGCCCAGGGUUUUGCCAGACGCGGCAAGAUUGUUGGCCAGAUUGAUCAGAAAAUUGCAGAAGGGUGGAGAUUUGGUCAAGUCAUAUUAUUCUGAAGGGAAUUUCAGGAUGUUCAAAGACCUAAUGUCACAUUACACGGAUUUGAAGGAGAACUCUAAGAAGAUGGAGCAUUUCGUUUCGUUGUACGGCGUAUUGCACGAGUUCUUCGGCGGUGUUGGUUUACCAAAUUCAGCUGAGCUGAUGGGGAUGUACGGACGGAUGUGCGUAAACAGUUUCAACAUAUGCGAUUCUGAAUUGGUGUCUUUGGGUACCGGAAUUUACCUGGGGGCUUCUAUAGUUGAUCAUUCCUGUAAACCUAAUGCUGUAGCCACCUUCGAAGGUGUCACCCUUUCCAUAAGGUGUACCGAAGAAUUGCCGAGUUUAGACUGGUCUCAAAUUUUCAUCAGCUACAUAGAUACGAUGAAUACGCCCAAAGUUCGACAGGAAGAUCUAAUGUACACCUACUACUUCCUGUGUCAAUGCCCGAAAUGUUUGGAUCCUAAGGAAACGGAUAACAUGAUCGCUGCAGCCUGCCCGAAUACUAAUUGCGACGCUUCCAUUGACCCCAUGCAGUCCACCGAAAAAUGCUUACAAUGCAACGAAAAGAUCACCGAAGAUUUCUUGAAGAAAUAUAAGGAGAUUACCGAGUUUUCUGACGUGCAUUUGAAGAACAUGCACGACAUGGCUUCAAAAUUAGAUAUGGACGUGUGCAAGUUCUGCUUGCAGAAGCAGCGCGGCGUCUUGCACAAAUUCAACGUGCAGUAUGUGAAGACUUUAGACUUGGCGUUCCAGGCAUGCAUUGAUUUCGGUCAAUGGAAUGAUGCUAGGGAAUUCGGAGAAGAAUUGAUCGAGGGUUACAAGAUUUAUUUCGGAGAUGUGCAUCCGCUCUUAGGACUUUUGUACUUGAAAUUGGGCAAGAUCUUGGUGUACCAAGAAGAGUGCCGUCAGGCUCUGGUGCAUCUGAAGAAAGCCAAGGAUGUGCUUAGCAUCACGCACGGAAGCACAAGCAAAUUAUUUAGAAACGAGCUUAUACCAUUGUUGCAACAGGCCCUGGCCGAAACUGGUUUAGACAAUUAGCGGAGACAAUUGUAGAGUUUAGUUUAAUAUUUUUUUUAUUGAAAAAAA
Nicrophorus vespilloides is the source of this 1620-nucleotide messenger RNA. RefSeq names its product histone-lysine N-methyltransferase SMYD3 (gene Smyd3). The record is from RefSeq and is a predicted model, not a curated record. Gene Ontology annotation, cellular component: nucleus. NCBI's taxonomy places the organism in Eukaryota, Metazoa, Arthropoda, Insecta, Coleoptera, Silphidae. Bases 220 to 1572 code for a protein of 450 amino acids. Gene Ontology annotation, molecular function: protein binding. The transcript is spliced from 7 exons.